Messenger RNA from Rhinopithecus roxellana (golden snub-nosed monkey), 1618 nucleotides. RefSeq names its product histamine N-methyltransferase (gene HNMT). The coding region runs from base 214 to 1092 and encodes 292 amino acids. Gene Ontology annotation, molecular function: N-methyltransferase activity. NCBI's taxonomy places the organism in Eukaryota, Metazoa, Chordata, Mammalia, Primates, Cercopithecidae. The record is from RefSeq and is a predicted model, not a curated record. The transcript has 6 exons.
AAGUGCUGUUCAAAUAUUGAGUCAGUAAUGACCUCUGCACACCAGCCUUUGGUGCAUGUUAAAUUCAAAACAAGCUUAGCGUUUUUUUUUUUUUUUUUUUUUUUUUUUUUUGGAUAGAAACUGGUGGGGGUGGGGAAAGACUGAGGGAACUGGGAAGAGAAGGAGGGGAAGUUAAACCUUGCUUCCCACUCUGUCUUUCUCAGAAAACCAAACAUGGCAUCUUCCAUGAGGAGCUUGUUUUCUGACCACGGGAGAUAUGUUGAAUCUUUCCGGAGGUUUCUCAGCCAUUCCACGGAACACCAGUGCAUGCAGGAAUUCAUGGACAAGAAGCUGCCAGGCAUAAUAACAAGGAUUGGAGACACAAAAUCAGAAAUUAAGAUUCUAAGCAUAGGCGGAGGUGCAGGUGAAAUUGAUCUUCAAAUUAUCUCCAAAGUUCAGGCUCAAUACCCAGGAAUUUGUAUCAACAAUGAAGUUGUUGAGCCAAGUGCUGAACAAAUUGCCAAAUACAAAGAGCUUGUAGCCAAGACAUCAAACCUUGAGAAUGUAAAGUUUGCUUGGCGUAAUGAGACAUCAUCUGAAUAUCAAAGAAGAAUGUUGGAGAAAAAGGAGGUUCAAAAGUGGGACUUUAUUCAUAUGAUUCAGAUGCUGUAUUAUGUAAAAGACAUCCCAGCUACCCUGAAAUUCUUCCACAGUCUCUUAGGUACCAAUGCUAAGAUUCUCAUUAUUGUUGUGUCAGGAAGCAGUGGCUGGGACAAGCUGUGGAAAAAGUACGGAUCACGCUUACCCCAGGAUGACCUCUGCCUGUAUGUCACAUCAGAUGACCUCACUCAGAUGCUGGACAACCUAGGGCUUAAGUAUGAGUGCUAUGACCUUUUGUCCACCUUGGACAUAUCUGAUUGCUUUACUGAUGGUAAUGAAACUGCAGACCUGCUUUGGGAUUUUUUGACUGAAACCUGCAACUUUAAUGCCACAGCACCACCUGAUCUCAAAGCAGAGCUUGUGAAAGAUCUACAAGAGCCUGAAUUUAGUACUAAGAAAGAGGGGAAGGUUCUUUUUAAUAAUAAUCUGAGUUUCAUAGUGAUUGGGGCAUAACUAUCAAUCACAAAAGUAUAUUCAAAAAUUAUAUUUUGAACAACUCUGAUUGCGCAUUGAUUUCCAUAUUAAAAUUACAAACACCUACAUUAAUGUAGAUAAAACACUGUUUGGGUAUGAGAUGUAGCAAAUUCCAAGACAUUAUUGUACUUCCAUUUGUAAUCAUAUGGGACACUGCUGGUCUUAUCCUGUCCCUCCUCCAGGAAGAGAGACCACAUGCAGGCUCAACAUAACAUAAGCUAGAAAAAUUAGAUGACUGAAUUUCUAUGGCAUAUUGAUAAUAAAAUUCAUUCCAUUUGCUGAUUGUCUGAAAUUUUCUAGAAUAAUAAUAAAAUAUAUACUAUAGAUUAUUUAUUAGUGAAGUAUGCACUUACCAAUACUUUGAACACAAAGCCUAUGUUACUGGUUUGGCCAUUUUGUGAAGAAAUAUUUCUCUUUGUACAUUCUUCUAUUGUACUUUUUAUCUCAUUUUUAUUAAUUUUUAAGAGUAAGCACCUUUAGAAUAUUAAGAAUUAAUUCUUUAUCA